Molecule: messenger RNA, 534 nt
Organism: Dicrocoelium dendriticum
Lineage: Eukaryota; Metazoa; Platyhelminthes; Trematoda; Plagiorchiida; Dicrocoeliidae
Source: the annotation of a GenBank genome assembly
CUGGAGCCGGUCAAAUUCCCACCCUAAGCGAAACUGGGUUAUGGAAGAAGGUGAAUGUUUCGCUUGGGAGAUGGUCCGCACAGGUCGAUUGACGCGCCCACAGUUGAUGGACAUUCGGGCAGCGUUUCGCUUUUUCGACAAAAACGGAGACGGAGUUAUCACAACUGAGGAACUGGCUACCACAGUGCAAUAUCUGGGACACCAGGCUUCGUCAGCUGACUUACAAGAUAUGAUGAACCAAGUUGACAAAGAUGGUAACGGUUGCAUUGACUUUAAGGAGUUCAUUGGAAUGAUGUGUGAUUAUUUCGAAAAACUGUCCAAAUCUCCGAACGGUGAUGUGUACCAGCGAGUGUUCACGGAGUUCGAUCGAAAUGGAGAUGGUUUCAUCGAUGUUGAGGAAUUGGAAUCUACAAUGAAAGCAAUAGGUGUGGCACUGGACAUAUCCGAAAUUCGCGAGAUGAUUGAAGAGGCCGAUUGCGACGGAGACGGACGUGUCAGCUUCCAAGAAUUCGUCCAAAUCCUGCAACCAUGAAC